AUGCCACCGAAAAAAGCAGUUAAAGAAGAAAAAAUUUUAUUAGGAAGGCCGGGUAACAAUUUAAAAAUUGGCAUUGUGGGCAUGCCAAAUGUUGGCAAAUCUACGUUUUUUAAUGCAAUUACAAAAAGUGCAGUGGCUGCGGAAAAUUAUCCUUUCUGUACAAUUGAUCCAGAAAAAUCAAGAGUGGCAGUACCAGACGCUCGGUUUGAUUGGCUAUGUGAAGUCUAUAACCCAGCAUCCAAAGUACCGGCUUAUCUUACUGUUAUUGAUAUUGCAGGGUUAGUUAGAGGUGCAGCUUCUGGCGAAGGAUUGGGUAACAACUUUCUCAGUCAUAUUCAGGCCGUAGAUGCUAUUUUUCACGUUGUCCGAGCAUUUUCUGAAGAGGAUGUUACUCAUGUUGAAGGAGAACUUGAUCCUAUAAGAGAUUUAGAAAUUAUUCAUCAUGAACUUCGUCUUAAAGAUGAAGAAUUUCUCACUAAAAAGAUUGAAAGUCUGGAAAAGGUAACGGCUCGCGCAGGGAAAGGUGGCAGUGUAACAGACAAGGCAAAAAAGGAAGAAUUGGACAUUAUACAAAAGGUGCUUAAUUUGGUAAAAGAGGAAAAGAAGGAUGUCAGAAAAGGUGAUUGGAAUAAUAAGGAAGUUGCAGUUAUCAAUACUUUACAAUUGCUUACUGCAAAGUCAGUAAUUUAUUUAGUUAACUUAAGCGAGAAAGAUUAUAUUCGCAAAAAAAAUAAAUGGUUAGCAAAGAUCAAAGCAUGGAUUGAUGAAAACAACCCAGGAGACUUAUUACUACCUAUGAGUGCAGCCCUUGAAUAUCGUCUUUCAACUCUAGAAACCAACGAAGAGAGAGAAGCAUUGCUAAAAAGCUUAGAGACCCAAUCUGCACUACCACGUAUUAUCAUUACGGGAUAUCAAGUGCUUCAAUUAAUAUAUUUUUUCACUUGUGGAUCAGAUGAAGUUAAAGCCUGGACAAUUAGGAAACAAACUAAGGCUCCACAGGCUGCUGGAGUGAUUCAUCAAGAUUUUGAAAAAAGUUUCAUUCUCGCUGAAGUCAUGCGAUAUGAAGAUUUAAAAGAACUUGGUUCUGAAUCGGCAGUCAAAGCAGCUGGAAAAUAUUUGCAAAAAGGAAAGGAUUAUGUUGUAGAAGAUGGUGACAUUAUUAAUUUUCGGGCAGGUCUUGCAAACAAGAAAUAA
Messenger RNA from Cetraspora pellucida, 1194 nucleotides. Lineage: Eukaryota; Fungi; Glomeromycota; Glomeromycetes; Diversisporales; Gigasporaceae. The record is from the annotation of a GenBank genome assembly.